Messenger RNA from Pseudozyma flocculosa PF-1, 468 nucleotides. RefSeq lists its product as uncharacterized. The record is from RefSeq and is a predicted model, not a curated record. The transcript has a single exon. Lineage: Eukaryota; Fungi; Basidiomycota; Ustilaginomycetes; Ustilaginales; Ustilaginaceae. The coding region runs from base 1 to 468 and encodes 155 amino acids.
AUGACACGGGGCCCGGUCCAGGUCAGCAUCGACCACGACCAAACCAAGGUCUUUGAGCGCUUGCGCGGCCUCGUCGACAAUGCGCUCCGUGAGCAACUCCGCUGGCUGGCGAUCCAGCCGCUCAUUGAGACUAUGCAGCAGAAGAGCGUCAGUGUCAUCUUCAGUGCAGGUACCUGCAGGCUGGUCUGCAUCGCCGUCAUUGCCCAGCGCUCCUCAUCCAAGCUUCUGAUCCUCUACAAUGCCAAAUGCAACAGCCAAGCUGUCAAAGAGGAACUCGAGACAUUUUGCUGCACAUCUGGCAUCAACCUUGUCCGCAGCGCCAAGCAGCACACCAUCGCCAAGAGGAUGACUGCAGGCUGCAGAAACAUCCACAGCAAAAGCGAGGAGAUUGUCUUGAGCAAGGGCCAUGCCUUUGCGCUCAAUGGCAAGUUUGCCUUCAGGACUGGCCAGAUCCAGCUGCAAUGCUGA